CGCUUAAUUUUAUAAGAAAAUCAUUAUGGCAUCUGAAACACAUCUCACUUUGAACCGCACAAAUGACAAGAUGCCCAUCGUUGGCUUUGGCUGCUGGAAAGUUUCCAACGAGGAUGCUGAAGAUACUAUCUAUAAUGCUAUUAAGACUGGCUACCGUUUGUUUGAUGGUGCUGCUGAUUAUGGCAAUGAAGUUGAAGUCGGUCGUGGCAUCAACAAGGCCAUCAAAGAAGGAAUUGUCUCCAGAAAGGAUCUUUUUGUUGUUACAAAACUUUGGAACACCUACCAUAGCAAGGACAAGGUUCGCGCUGCUUUUGACAAGCAAUUAAAUGACCUUGGCCUCGAAUAUGUUGAUUUAUACUUGAUUCACUUCCCUGUACCAUUGAAGUUUGUUGAAUUUGACAAGGCCUAUCCUCCUGGUUGGUACCAACCUGGUAAGGAUGCCAUUGAAUUUGAAGCUUCUCCUAUCCAUGAAACCUGGCGCGAAAUGGAAAAGUUGGUUGAGGCUAAUUUGGCUCGUAAUAUUGGUAUUUCUAACUUCAAUGUCCAAUCCAUUUUGGACUUGUUGACAUACGCCAAGAUCAAGCCAGCUGUCUUACAAAUUGAACUUCAUCCUUACUUGCCUCAAGAGCGUUUGGUCAAGUGGGUGCAAUCACAAGGCAUUCAAGUUACCGCCUACUCUUCAUUCGGUCCUACUUCAUAUGUUGACCUUCACGAAAAUGGCAAGAAGAUCGCUCCAUUACUUGAGCACGAUACCAUCAAGGCCAUUGCUGAUAAACACAAAGUUUCUACUGGACAAGUCCUAUUGCGUUGGGCUAUUAACCGCAAGCUUGCUGUUAUUCCUAAGAGUGUUAACCAACAAAGAUUAAAGGGUAACUUGGAAAUAUUUAGCAUCAAGUUGGAUGGUGAUGACAACAAGGCUUUGGAUUCUCUGAAGACCAACCAAAGAUUCAACGAUCCUAUGCUCUAUGGCUUCAACUUGCCUCUUUUCGAUUAACUGGAUUAAUUAAUAAAUUGUAUACUUUGACUAAAGAUCAAUUAUAUUCGAGAGAACAACGCAUGUUGUUUUUAGUUCUAAAAACACUAGCAAAGUCAAUUA
Messenger RNA from Gilbertella persicaria, 1096 nucleotides. RefSeq names its product xylose reductase. Gene Ontology annotation, molecular function: aldose reductase (NADPH) activity. Gene Ontology annotation, cellular component: cytosol. NCBI's taxonomy places the organism in Eukaryota, Fungi, Mucoromycota, Mucoromycetes, Mucorales, Choanephoraceae. The record is from RefSeq and is a predicted model, not a curated record. The transcript has 4 exons. Bases 26 to 994 code for a protein of 322 amino acids.